Geodia barretti is the source of this 1678-nucleotide messenger RNA. The record is from the annotation of a GenBank genome assembly. Lineage: Eukaryota; Metazoa; Porifera; Demospongiae; Tetractinellida; Geodiidae.
AUGAAUUUUUUCCGACUGAUAGGAGACCUCUCUCACCUCCUCGCCAUCAUUCUCCUGCUCGCCAAGAUAUGGAAGACGCGCUCGUGCGCAGGCAUAUCAGGGAAGAGCCAGGUGCUCUUUGGCUUAGUGUUCAUAACUCGCUACCUGGACCUGGCCACUAACUUUGUGUCAGUGUACAACACUGUCAUGAAGGUGGUGUUCCUCCUCUCCAUACUGGCCACUUGCUACCUCAUCUUCUUCAAGUUCCGGGCCACCUACGACUCCAACCACGACGCCUUCAGAGCAGAGUUCCUUGUCAUUCCCACAGCUGGUCUGGCUGUUCUUGUAAACCAUGAGUUCUCAGUGCUAGAGAUUCUGUGGACAUUCUCUAUCUACCUGGAGUCAGUGGCCAUAAUGCCCCAGCUGUACAUGAUCUCCAAGACAGGCGAGGCAGAGACCAUAACCUCGCACUAUCUCUUUGCCCUGGGGUUGUACCGAGGACUCUACAUCGUGAACUGGGUCUACCGGUACUACACCGAGGGUUUCUAUGACUUGAUCGCCAUCGUGGCUGGAUGUGUGCAGACUGCCCUCUACUGCGACUUUUUCUACCUCUACAUCACCAAAGCAGUAUUAUACGACGGCAGCGAAGAUCUCGACGAAGCUAGAAAUUCUCUGGCACUAGAAAUCAUGGGCUCUCUUCACUCUCAUCCGAGGGUCGUGAGCUGGGCGGCACAGGACGGGAGGGUGGAGGAUCUUGUCUACCAUCUCCAGAAGGGUGGAAAGAACGCCCUCAAACCCUCCGCGCUCUCUCCGAAGCAGAGAGCUCCCAUCCACCUAGCGGCCAUUGGGGGACACUCGCAGUGUGUCAAGGUUCUCUUUGACGCAGGAUCUCCGCUGGAAGUGAGUGACAAGGAAGGCCACACGGCUCUGCAUCUGGCCGUCUCAAAUCAGCACUACCGCACAGUUCAAGUCCUCCUCUCUCUCGGAGCUAAACCCAACUCCAAGACUAGAUUCAACGUGACUCCGUUGCACCUGGCGACGUCGGUGGGCAACACUCCAUGCGUGGAGCUCCUCUUGUCCCACGGAGCUCUCGUCAACUGCCAGGAGUCAUGGGGACAAACUCCACUGGCCAUCACUACCCUCCAGGGCCGACUGGUGACAAUGAGAGCACUGCUGAGUCACGGAGCAGACUCAGAGAUUCGAGACUACCAGCACGAACAGACUCCUCUCCAUAUUGCCUGUGCCAGUAAGGACGAGGCCAGAGUCCUGGUGUUACUGGACGCGGGGUGCGAGGUGCAGGCGACUGAUGGGCAGGGGCACUCCCCUCUCGGAGUGGCUCUGCUGAACAGGUUCUACAGAGCAGUUCCUCUGUUGGUCGAGUACGGAGCCAGAUUGAAUGGCACUGAGAGAGCCUCCGCUGGCCUCCCGCUACUGAACCAUCUGGACAACUUGACCACUGGGACCCCUCUGUCCCUCUCUCGCCAGUGUCGAGUGGUUGUUCGCCAAGCUAUUGGACCAACAAAUCUGGCUAACUUUGACCUAUCAACUCUGAACCUGCUACCCCAUGUGCUGGUGUACUUACAUGCCAUUCUGGAGGUGUGUGAGGAGAGUGGAGAGGUGAAGAGGAGAGCUGUGGAGGGUGUGACUGUCGUGAGACCAAUGAUGGUAGAUAGAUAAAAAAAAGUUCCACUUUUGUGUU